Messenger RNA from Penicillium olsonii, 489 nucleotides. The record is from the annotation of a GenBank genome assembly. Lineage: Eukaryota; Fungi; Ascomycota; Eurotiomycetes; Eurotiales; Aspergillaceae.
AUGAAGUUCUCUCUCGCUGCUCUCACUGGUUUCAUUGGCGCCAUCAGCGCUGCCAGCCUCCCCAACGCCUUCACCCUCGUCGCCGAGGGAGGCAAGACCGUCCUCACUGACGGCCAGAACCUCUACGUCGGUGCUAACACCACCACCCACGAGAUUCUCAUCCUCCGUGGUGGCAGCCCCAACGGCCUCGUCUCCUUCACCUCCAAGGACGGUGUGCCCACUGCUUUCCAGAACCUCUACGUUGUGGAGAACCAAGCCGCCCCUGUUGGCCUGACUAUCCCUCACUCUGGUGCUGUCCCCGAGGGCGGUAACACCACCGCUUUCGGUGUCAACGAGAAGGGUCUGUUCACCCAAGGCGGCAAGGACUGGUUCGCUGUCUCUGGAUACGGUGACAACCCCGUCAAGGAGGUCUUCUGGUCUGCCGCCCACCAGGCCGAGCUGCGCGUUGAGAACCUCUACGUCAAGGAGCUCAAGAACUACUCCAACUAA